Molecule: messenger RNA, 1242 nt
Organism: Lachancea fermentati
Lineage: Eukaryota; Fungi; Ascomycota; Saccharomycetes; Saccharomycetales; Saccharomycetaceae
Source: the annotation of a GenBank genome assembly
AUGUUGUUCAAGAGACUUUACGCAACUUCUGGCUUCAAGAGGUAUUUGGGGCGUCCUACAAAUAAUCUGACAAGUGGAAUUGUCGGCUUAGCCAACGUUGGCAAAUCAACUUUCUUUCAAGCUAUCACCAACUCGAAACUAGGCAAUCCAGCAAAUUAUCCGUUUGCAACCAUUGAACCUGAAGAAGCCAAGGUUAUAGUACCCAGCUCGAGGCUUCAACAUCUAAAAGACUUAUACCAAAGCUCGAAGCUUAUACCUGCUACUCAUACAAUCUAUGAUAUCGCGGGAUUGACUAGAGGAGCCUCGAAAGGCGAAGGGCUGGGGAAUAAGUUCUUGAAUGAUAUAAGACAUGUCGAUGGGGUCUACCAAGUAGUGAGAGGUUUUUCAAAACAAGAAAUUACUCAUAUAGAAGGCUCUGUUGAUCCCGUAAGGGAUUUGAGCAUAGUUCAAGAUGAGCUUGUCCUAAAAGACUUGGAAUUUCUCGAGGGUAUCAGGGAAAAGCUGGAGCGAAAAAUGGACCGCUGCGGUAAGAACUCACCUGAAUAUGCUCAAAUGUCCGCAGAAUUGGCUUUUCUCAACUCACUUGAGGAACAUAUGUAUGAGGGGAAGAAAAUAGCCCACUUCAAAGAUAGCUGGUCAGAGGAGGAGGUUUCAAUUCUCAACAAGCAUAACUUUUUGACUGCCAAGCCAACAUUAAUCUUGCUGAAUGUUAGCCCAGAAGAUUAUUUGAUGCGGCAAAAUGCUUUCAUUCAUGAUAUCGAGCAAUGGUUAAACGAUUAUUCUCCUGGGGAUGAACUUAUAUUAUUCAGCGCGGAAUAUGAAACUCGCUAUAAUAAUUUCAUGGUAACAGCUGAUGAAAGCGGUUUACAUGAAUAUUGCAAAGGAUUGGUUGGAGACUUGACAAAUACUACGAUCGACUCAGCCCUACCAAGCAUAAUUCUUAAGAUGAGAGAUGCGCUAGGAUUAAUUAGCUUUUUCACAUGUGGACCACUAGAGGUCAGACAAUGGACACUUCGAAGUGGGUCUACGGCUCCCCAAGCUGCUGGUGUUAUUCACUCAGACUUAGAGAAAACAUUCAUCAGUGCGAAUGUGAUUAAAUACGCAGAUUUACAACAGACGGAACCUCCACUGCAGGAAUCCCAUUUGAAGGCCCAAGGGAAGAUCAAAAGGGGUGGUAAGCAAUAUUUGAUGCAAGAUGGAGAUAUCGUACUGUUCAAAGCCGCUCGAGGUAACACCAGAUAA